Raphanus sativus (radish) is the source of this 1720-nucleotide messenger RNA. RefSeq names its product ABSCISIC ACID-INSENSITIVE 5-like protein 7. Bases 202 to 1410 code for a protein of 402 amino acids. The transcript has 5 exons. NCBI's taxonomy places the organism in Eukaryota, Viridiplantae, Streptophyta, Magnoliopsida, Brassicales, Brassicaceae. Gene Ontology annotation, molecular function: DNA-binding transcription factor activity. Gene Ontology annotation, cellular component: nucleus. Gene Ontology annotation, biological process: positive regulation of DNA-templated transcription. The record is from RefSeq and is a predicted model, not a curated record.
ACUACUUAAAAAAAUUCCACGGAGAAAAAAAAAAAACUUUCACCCUUAAAAUGGCUGCUCGUGUCGAGGCGGUAUCAGCACACUUGUCGCCUCUACCAGCAGCUUCUCUGGCGUUUUCGCAGUCAUCGCGUAUCUAAAUAUUACCGAGAAAUUUAAUUUGGAAGCACUUAGGGCUUUUGAAGAAGCGAGAACACAAGCAGUAUGGGAACUCACAUCAAUUUCAACAACUUAGGAGGUGGUGGUGGAGGAAGCAACCAGAUGAAGCCAGCAGAUACUGCUUAUCCCUUGGCGAGACAGUCCUCGCUUUACUCACUAACCUUUGAUGAGCUUCAGAGCACACUAGGUGGACCAGGUAAAGAUUUCGGGUCGAUGAACAUGGAUGAACUCCUGAAGAGCAUAUGGACUGCCGAGGAAGCUCAGGCCAUGACCAUGAAUCCUCCUUCUUCUUCUUCUUCAGCUGCUGCUGCUGCUACAGCGGUAGCUCAACCCGGUGGUGGUGGUGGUAUCCCUCUCCAGAGGCAAGGCUCGCUGACGUUGCCUAGAACGAUUAGUCAGAAGACUGUUGAUGAGGUCUGGAAAUGUUUGUUCACCAAGGACGGUAAUAUGGUAGGUAGCAGUGGUGGUGAGUCUAAUGCGCCUCAGAGGCAACAGACUUUAGGUGAGAUAACGCUUGAGGAGUUUCUGUGCCGCGCUGGUGUUGUAAGAGAAGAUAACUGUUCUCAGCAGGUGGGUGGAAACAGUGGCAACAAUGGGUUUUAUGGUAACAACGGAGCUGCUGCUGGAGGGUUAGGCUUUGGGUUUGGUCAGCCAAAUCAAAACAACAUAUCGUUCAAUGGUGCAAUUCAGCAGCAGACACAACAGCAGUUUCAACAACAGUCACAACAGCAGUUGCAGCAGCCAAGACAGCAGCUGAAUCAGCCACAUCCACAGCAGCAGCAUCAGCACCAGCGGUUGCCUCAAGCUAUUUUUCCUAAACAAGCAAACGUAGCAUUUGCUGGCAACAAUAAUAAUAAUAAUGGAUUGGGGAGUUUUGGAGGAGGCGGGGUGACUGUUGCAGCAGCAGCAACGUCGCCAGGGACAAGUAGCGCAGAAAACAAUUCUCUGUCACCGGUUCCUUAUGUGCUUAACCGAGGGAGAAGAAGCAACACUGGUCUAGAGAAGGUUAUUGAGAGGAGGCAAAGGAGAAUGAUCAAGAACCGAGAAUCAGCUGCUAGAUCUAGAGCUCGAAAACAGGCUUAUACCUUGGAACUGGAAGCUGAAAUUGAAAAGCUGAAGAAAGUGAAUCAAGAAUUGCAGAGGAAACAGGCUGAGAUGAUGGAAAUGCAGAAGAAUGAGCUGAAGGAAUCGUCGAAGCAACCAUGGGGGAGCAAAAGGCAAUGCUUGAGAAGGACACUAACCGGUCCAUGGUGAAACCAGAAGGAAGCAACAAGAACCGAUCAAACCAGACACCACUUUGCAUGGGAUGGGACUAAUGUAAUAGGAGAUCAUAGUGCUACCUGUACAGGAGAUUUUAAGAGAAAUUUUAUUGAGUGGAAAUCUAUAGACUACAGAGAGAGUAGGAGAAGUUUUCAUUAUUAAUAAAAGAAACAUAUUUUGUGCCUGCCCUGGCCCUUCAUUAGUCUAGGUUUUUAGAUAAUACUCUGUUUUGUGUGUGUUUUAGUCUGUUUUGAGUUUAUAAAAGACAUCGUUGUUUAUAUAUAUCUUGAUCAUUAUUAGGGUU